Molecule: messenger RNA, 1637 nt
Organism: Paramormyrops kingsleyae
Lineage: Eukaryota; Metazoa; Chordata; Actinopteri; Osteoglossiformes; Mormyridae
Source: RefSeq, a predicted model, not a curated record
CGAGCAAGAGAGAGCCUGGGUGACGGCAGUGCAUCGAGGGAAGAAGAAAGGAAAGGAGAGAGGGGGACGGAAGAGGGAGCCGGGGGAGAGAGGUCCACAGAGAGGAGCGACCGGCCGGCAGCGAGGGGAGCGCCAGUCUGAAGGGGCCCCAGAGAGUCUUAAUGGAGCAUGGGCCAGGUGCUGGGAUUCUCCCACUGCAAGGAAUUUGGUUCUGUCUCUUCGACACCUGACUCCACACCUCCCUGCACCGAUGGUGGCAAUGAAGAGUCAGACUUCCCAGAGUUGCAGACAGCGCGGGAGUGGUCUGAUGACGACGACGGUAUCGAUGAUGAAGAAGGCGGAGCCAGCAGCCCAUCGGUGUGGGGAACGCCCCGACAGAACUCUUUCGAACUCACUUUCUCAUACAUAGCCUUCUCAGAGCCGGACUUGGGCGGGGCUUCUCGAUGGGACUCGGUGGGGGGGGGUCGGCGCAGGGCGUGGGGUCGGGGAGGCCGGACAGCCCUGGCACGUGCAGAUACCUCAGAGACACUUCCCCCUCUCGACUCGCCUCAAGAGGAAUGGAUGUCUGACUCUUUUCUACCUGAGGAAAUGGAGAUGGAGGAUGAGGCAGAGAUGGAGGAUGAGGCAGAGAGGACACCUGGGGAGGAGUCUGGCCCGUCCUCAAGCCUCCAACUGACACUGCAGCCUCCAUUCUCACCUCCGCCUCCGAAGGACCUUAAGGACGAGGAGACUGCAGUAGAGGGCAGUGAGUGGGGACAGUCCUCACGAUCCCAGCAGCUUGACUUUUCAGACAGCCACCAAGUUUUAUGUGCUGGAGAAAGCUCUCCUGUUGCCAUGGAAACCAUAGACACACUCCUCGUAGCUGAGCAACCAGGAGGUGGGAUCACUGACGUGACAUCAUCUACUUCAUCUUCUUCUAUUGGCCAAAGCACUCAGGAAGAGCCGGGGAGUGAGCACUUGUACUCAGAGUUAAGCCUAUCAGAGGACAUAACACAGUGGAUGCAGACAGAAGUCCUGGACCUGAUCUACUGGAAGGACAUGGAGCGCACAGGCCUGCUCUUCACCGGGCUGGUGGUGGGUCUGCUCUCCCUCUUCCAGCUCAGCAUCAUCACCGUGGUGUCCACCCUGUGCCUGGUCACCAUGUGCUUCACCAUCUCCGUCCGCAUCUACUACCACGUGCUGCACGCGCUGCAGUGGGGGGAUGGUGUGCACCCCUUCCAGUGGUAUCUCGACUAUGACAUCAGCCUGACUGGGGAAAAGGCAGAUCAUUACAUGCGGCGCACCAUCGUCCUGUCGUUCUCCACGUUCGCGGAGAUGAAGAGUCUCCUCCUCGUCGCCAACCUGGUCAACUCUUUGAAGUUCCUGGUGCUGGCAUAUCUGCUGACGUACGUGGGAGCCAUCGUCAAUGGACUAACCAUCAUGAUCAUCGGUGUCAUCGCUGUGUUCUCAAUCCCGCUGUUCUACAGACAACGCAAGGCACAGAUUGACAAUUUUCUGGCAGCGGUCAAGGGGCAUAUAUAUAAUGUCAAAGAUAUUUUUCACAGGUUGUGUCAAGGUGGGAGUCCCGGGUUGGACCAUGACCCCACCCCCGGUGGAGCCAAGCCCAAAAUAAAAUAGGGGGCCGGGGUGAAGCCACA